AUGGAGGCUGGAACCUGUAAGGUGGGUGGGUUAGUGGGAGAGAGGGAUGGGGUGCAGCACACCUCUCACUGCAGCGCCCUUCCACUCUGCCUGCUGCCUCCCAACGGAAGUGCUCUGUGUGCUACUCCUUGUGCUGCCCCUUCUCUCUGUCCCAUCCUCAUUGAAACGGUUCUCAUCCAAGGCGUUCCUUCCCUUCUCCUGGAGGCUGGCCACGCAUGUGCGUUUCUUCCCUUUCCCUUUGCAUGGGCAACACGCUUAGCAAAGCGCCAGGUCCGUCCCCGCUACGACUGGCAUUGCGGUCAGUCCGCCGCGCGCAUUGCGCCUGUCCGUCGUCGUCGCCUUGCAAACGCCCGCCGCGAGCUCGACUGGCGCGCAGCGGGGAGACGCGGAGCGUCGGUGGGCGGCACGCGGAGAGGCUGGGCGAAGCGACGCCAUGCGCGCGUGGAACGAGCGUCAGGUGUGGGAAACGGUGCUGCGCGGUUAUCGAAUUCUCUUCAUGGUUAUAUCGUGGGGUGGGAUCGGCUGAUGAGUGGUGUGGGAUUCCACGCGCAGCAGGACAGCACAGCGGCCAUUUUUGGCCCGCCUGACGGGAUGAGCUUGCGUGAAGGAGACGGUGAGGAGGGGGAUGACACGUGGUGGGACGCGCAGUGCCUCUUCCACCCCGUGGUGCUGCCGCCCGCACACGCAGCAGUAGCAGCUAGUGCAACAACAGAACCAAACGGUGAUGAUUCAGCAGCAACGUCAGCAGCAGCACCAGCAGCAGCAGCAGCAGCAGCAGCAGCAGCAGCGCCACCACAGGGACUCGACGAGCUAGCAGCAGGUGGAUUGGAGAGGUACUGGCGCAUGUACUAUUAUGGCCGCUCCAGUAACACAUGGGGGGAACCCACUCCCUCCCCUCCCUCCUCCUCCGCCUCCACACCCCUCCCGGCUCUCCCCGCGCUCUUCACCACUGGCAGCAUAGGCCUGGCAAUCAGCAGCGACGGCAUGACAUGGACGAGAGUGCGAGGACCAGAGGCAGGGGGGGCGAUUCUCACCCCGCGCUUACACGAACCUGUAGCAUUUGAUUCCUUGCAUGUGGGGUGCGGCGAUGUGGUGUGGGUAGAGCCUGGGGAUACAGGCGAGGAGGGCUGGCAAGGGGGAGAGGGCAACGAGAGGGGAGGAGGGGUAGAAGGAGGGGUGGAGGAAUGGGUGGAGGGAGCGCGGGGGAAGGGCGAGUGGUGGAUGUUCUACUUUGGAGGGGGCAGGGAGGCACGUGAGGUGCGACCAGGAGUGAGCGUGCAUGGUGCCACCAUGCGCAUUGGCAUUGCCACGUCCCGGGAUGGGAUUCACUUCCACCGCUUUGCAACUGCAGGUGCUGCCGGUGCUGCUGGUGCUGAUGGCAUGAGUGACACUGCUGGUGCGCUGUCAGCAGCACGGGAGGGGGUGGUGGUGGAUGUAGGCGCAGCAGGGCAGCCGGAUGAUCUGUUCGUAGCCUGGCCGCGUGUGCUCACUCCCUCCAUGCUCGCCCAUACCAACCCUUCUGCUGUCUCCGACCCUGCUCAAGCAAGUCUACCACAGAACCUCUGGCUCAUGACCUACAGCGCCAUGUCCUCAGCCUCUCCCUCCUGCGUCCUCCUCGCCUCCUCUCCCAACGGCCUCUCCUGGACCCGCCACGGCCCCAUUCUCUCCCCAGGCGCGCCUGGUGCUUGGGAUGCAGCAGGGGUGGGGCGGCGGCAUGUGACUGUCCAUGGGGGUGUGCUGGCCAUGUGGUAUGAGGGCGUGGGGGGGGAUGGCAGGCAUGGCAUUGGGCUUGCGAUCUCGCGGGAUGGGUUCACGUGGGGGAAGGUUGAGAUGGAAGGGUACGAACCAGGAGGACCGGUGUUUGGACCGUGGGAGGGGAGGAAAGCUGGGGAAGAGGAGAGUGGAGGGGGUACAAGAGGGAAGGGGGAACCGAGUGCAGUUAGGGUUAGGGAAAGGGAGAGGGAUAAGGGUGGGGAUGGGGAUGGGGUACAUACAUGGGAGGACUUAGUGGUGGCAGCACCGCAUGUGGUGUGCAUGGGGGAUGGCUCCAUGCGGCUGUACUAUGCUGCACGCGGCACAGGCAGCAAGAGCCCCUCUGACUUCAAGAUAGGAGUGGCGUUUGGCAGGAGCAGCGAGCUGGGGGCGUGGCGCAGGGCUGGGUGA
Molecule: messenger RNA, 2163 nt
Organism: Closterium sp. NIES-65
Lineage: Eukaryota; Viridiplantae; Streptophyta; Zygnematophyceae; Desmidiales; Closteriaceae
Source: the annotation of a GenBank genome assembly